This is a messenger RNA of Diorhabda carinulata, 2067 nucleotides long. RefSeq names its product protein disulfide-isomerase (gene Pdi). Gene Ontology annotation, molecular function: protein disulfide isomerase activity. The transcript is spliced from 3 exons. Gene Ontology annotation, biological process: protein folding; response to endoplasmic reticulum stress. NCBI's taxonomy places the organism in Eukaryota, Metazoa, Arthropoda, Insecta, Coleoptera, Chrysomelidae. The record is from RefSeq and is a predicted model, not a curated record. The coding region runs from base 245 to 1786 and encodes 513 amino acids. Gene Ontology annotation, cellular component: endoplasmic reticulum.
GGUAUCCGCUAUAACCCUUCGCUAUCGUAAAAUACAUUUCUUAACCAAUCAAAUCACCACACGAAGUGUUUGUUGUUUUGUCAGCUUAAUAAGUUCCUUAUUAUAAACAGAGUCUGGUAACGGGAAUUCUGUUCUUUUUCAUUUGAUAGUCGAUUGGGCCGGUUCCCAGUUUUCUUAAUUGUGCCACGUCGAUGUGUGCAUUUUCAACAAGUUUCAUUUUGUAGUCGUAACAUACAUUUUCAAAAUGAUAGGGCGAACGGGUUUGAUAUUGUUCUUUUUAAAAAUAGUUUUUGCCGCCGAAGAAAUUAAAGUCGAUGAAGGAGUUCUCGUACUUACCAAAGACAAUUUUGAAAAUGCCGUAAGCGACAACGAUUUUAUAUUGGUGGAAUUCUAUGCUCCUUGGUGCGGACAUUGCAAAGCUUUAGCUCCCGAAUACGCCAAAGCGGCUAAACAAUUGGAAGAACAAGGAUCGGCGAUUAAGCUUGCAAAAGUAGAUGCCACCGAGGAGGCAGAUCUUGCUGAAAAAUUCGGAAUCAGGGGAUAUCCCACAUUGAAAUUCUUCCGCAAGGGAACACCUACAGAAUAUUCAGGAGGUAGACAAGCAGAUGAUAUCGUUAAUUGGUUAUUAAAGAAGACCGGUCCUCCCGCUAGAGAAAUAAAUACCGUCGAAGCAGCCGAAGAAUUAAUCGAUGGUAACAACGUUAUCGUUAUCGGUUUUAUCAAAGAUCAAAGUACCGAUCUCGCAAAAGCUUAUUUGGAAGUGGCUUCCACGAUCGACGAUAUUCCUUUCGCGAUUACAUCGGAAGAUGCAGUUUUCGAAAAUUACGAAGCUAAAGAUGAUACCUUGGUGUUGUUCAAAAAAGUAAUAUUACUGUACUUUCGAUAUUCGAUAAUCGUAUUUUUUUUGUCGUUUUUGUUGCAGUUCGACGAAGGUAAAGUGGUAUACGAAGGCGGAUCUACCGAUGCGGAAAUAAAGAAAUUCAUAAAAACAAAUUCGUUACCUUUGUUGGUGGAAUUCAAUCACGAUACGGCGCAAAAGAUUUUCGGCGGCGAAAUUAAGAAUCAUUUAUUGAUGUUUUUGAAUAAAAACGACGAAUCUUAUGCCACCAUUUCCGAAGCAGCUAAAUCCGUCGCUAAACCUUACAGAGAAAAAGUACUUUUCGUAACGAUCGACGCCGAAGAAGAAGACCAUCAAAGAAUAUUAGAAUUCUUCGGUAUACAGAAGAAAGACGCUCCGGUGGCUCGUCUGAUCCGAUUAGAAGAAGAUAUGGCUAAAUACAAACCGUCGACUGAGGAAUUAACAGCGGAAAAUAUUCAAAAAUUCGUCGACGAUUUCUUAGCCGGUAAACUUAAACAGCAUCUUUUGAGUCAGGAAUUACCUGAAGAUUGGGAUAAACAACCAGUGAAGGUGUUGGUGGCUAGUAAUUUCGAUAGCGUCGCUUUGGAUUCGACUAAAGACGUAUUAGUGGAAUUUUACGCUCCUUGGUGCGGACAUUGCAAACAAUUGGUACCCAUCUACGAUCAACUUGGCGAACAUUUUAAAGAUAACAACGACGUUAUUAUUGCUAAAAUGGACGCUACUUCCAACGAAUUAGAACACACGAAAGUAACUAGUUUCCCUACCAUUAAAUUGUUUACCAAAGGAGAAAAUCGAGCGAUCGAUUACAACGGUCCGAGGACGUUGGAGGAAUUGAUUAAGUUCGUCGAAUCCGGUGGCGUAGACGUCGAACCUUCCGAAGAAGAAGAAGUCGAAGACGUCGAUGCCGCCAAAAAAGACGAAUUGUAAUUCCGUGUGUAAGCGAAAGUGAAAAAUUGAAAAAAAAUGAAAUACAAAAAAAACUUAUUUAUAUAUAUUUUUAGAUUCUUCUUCUUUUUUGUACAGAAUAUUGUUUGUGAAUGAUAUUUUUUUUGGUUAGUGUCCUUUAAUUUAAUCACUUUAUUUAAAUCGUUUUUUCGAGAAUAUUGAAGAUUUCAAAAAUCUCUUGAUACUUUUUUUAUAAAUUGAUUAUGUAUAAAUAACAUUUUGUGAAUAAUUUAUAUUUGUUCAUUAAAUGCGUUUCCGAUAUA